Paramecium pentaurelia is the source of this 1994-nucleotide messenger RNA. NCBI's taxonomy places the organism in Eukaryota, Ciliophora, Oligohymenophorea, Peniculida, Parameciidae. The record is from the annotation of a GenBank genome assembly.
AUGAACUUAUAGUGGAAUCCUUAUUUCAUUCCAAAAGAAAAUAUUUCUUAACUCAAUGUAUCUAUCCUUAUUAAUUAAGAAUAUAUCAUUUAUGAGAUUUGAUGAAAAUUCACAAUAACCAUUAUACAAUAAAUAAAUUCAAUAGCAUAAAAAAAUAUAGAUUUAAGUAAAUACUUAAUUAAUAUUUAGCCUACAUUCUAACCUGACUGUAUAAAAUAUAAAAGAAAUAAAAAAUAAUAAAGUUGUGUACCAUUUUAAAUGAAUGUUCCUCAAUAAACUUCUAAUCAAACUUUAACAAAAGUAGCACAAUUAAGUUUAAAACCAAUAUUCAGCAAACCUAAAAGCAUCUAAUAAAAUAUAUAGAAUGAAAAUCUUAAAGGAUCAGCUAUUUGGGAGAGAAAGGAUUUUCAAAAUUAAUAAAUUACUUUUGAGUCUUUCUUAAAGGAACAAAAUCUAUCUAGAAAUAAUUCAAUAGAACAUAAUAGCAAUAAAUCUCAUUUUAAAAAGAAUCAUCGUUAAUAUAGUCAUGUUGUUUAAGGAAAUUCAGGUGCUUAUUUUAUGAUUUCUAAUAUACAAUAAAAUAAUAACACUAAUACUACUAAUUCAUAUUAUUCUAAUUGUGAAAAGUAAUAAUAUAUUGAAAAACAUAUAUAGUUGUAAUUCACAAAGAGAAGAUAGAAAAAUUGAAACAAUAAAUGUUCCUAAAUUUUAUAUUCCAGAGGAUAAUUCUAAUUAAUUUAGUGAAAGAACAAUUAAAAAAUAAAGUCCUAAUAACCUAAUAAAAUAUAAAAAAAAUAAUAGGUGUAUAUCUAUGGGAGAAUAAAAGCAGAUAGGACUUACAUUAGAAUGUGAUGAAUCAAGCAUCACAAUUAUUAGUGAUAAUAUUAAUACUGUAAUACCUAAUCCUACAAAUUUUAAGAAUAAUAAUACAUUAAUUAAUGAAAACAAUAAUCAAAAUUGUUAAAUAGGUGGAUUUUCAUAAGAAACUUUAUAAGUUCUAAUGCUAUAAGAGAUUGAAUAUGCUCCUAAUUGUGACUAUCUAUAAUCAAUAUAAACCUAAAUCACUCCUUUAAUGAGAGCAAUUUUGAUGGAUUGGAUGAUAGAAGUUUGUUCUGUUUAUCUGAUGAAGAGAGACACUUAUUAUUUAGCAGUUGCUUAUGUUGAUAGUUAUUUAUCAAAAAAAACAAUAACAAAAUAUGAAUUAUAAUUAUUAGGAACUGCUUCAAUGCUUAUUGCAUCUAAAAUGGAGGUAAAUUAUAUCAUAAUUUGUUUUUAAGGAAGUUGAGGCUAAAAAUCCAAAAGAUUUUGAAAAAGCUAGCAAUUAUGGUUAUUCUUUAGAUAAAAUAUAUGAAAUGGAGAAAGAAAUUUGUAAAAUUCUUUAAUGGCAUUUAAAUAUACCAACAAUAAAUUUAUGGAUAGAAUUUUAUACAAAUUAAUGGGAUAAUUAUAUUUCAGAUGUUCAUAAGAAAUUUAGAUAGAAUAAUAAUUGUUCAUUUAAAAGUAAUAGAUUUAUUUGAUAUCUAAGUGAUAUUAAAAUUAUAAGGAUAUAUCGAUUGUUGUUAUCUUGAUUUUGAAACUCUUAGUUAUUAGACUAGAAAGGUUGUAGCAUCUUUUAUGUAUCUUGUGUUGGCUUUAGAAUAUGAAUAAUUCACAAAAGAAUAUAUUUAUUAUGAAAUUCCAAAAACAACUAAAUUUAUUCUUGCUGAUUGUAAAUAUCUUUUAUAAUCACUAGCUUAGAAAUCAUUUAACAAAUUAUUUACAGAAUUUGCAUAAAUUAGUUUUGGAUUCAAUCUUGUAGAUCUAAUUGAAAUAAUUAAAUAUGCUUCUAAAUUUAUAAUGUUAGAUUUUAAAUAUAGUGAUACAUUUCAAGAUAAAAUAAGCAUUCAAGUAUAAUAUAUGUUAAUAUCAAUACUUAGAGACAUGAAGAUUUACUUAUAUAUUAAAAGUAUAAUUAAACUGGACUCUCUUUCAUUAGAUACAGACUCUAAAAAUGA